CCCAUUUUUGAGGCUUGUUCUCUCUUUGGUGUCAGUGUCUCAUCAUCUCUCACCACAGGAAGAGGACAGGUAGGGAAUCAUAUUUAAUUAACAGCACAACUCUGGGCAGUUUCCCUUCUUCAGGUGGCUGAUAUGUGGAGAACAGGAGACACUGUUGAAAUAGUUUGAUCAGAUACACAUCCAAGGAGUUAUUUGGAAGUUCAUUAUCAAUCCUUACGAAUAUCCAAGCCAAAACUCGUGGACUUCUCUUAUUUUAGUGCCUGGUUACGUGAGUUACAGAGCAGAGAAGUUGGGAGGAGCCCUGGUGCAGGCAGGAAAUGGUUAAGAGCCGUUCCUAUCACCUGGGAAAGCAAUCCUUUGAUUUUUCAGAGGGCGCUAACAUGCUGCAGUUCAUAGAAACAAAGGGAAGGGGGAUCAAGUAGAAAAGUUGUUCUUGGAUUUUAUUCUCAGUGGCAGAACUUGUGAGGGCUGGAUAUUGAUGUCUGUGGGGAAAAUACGGAGUUUUUGGAUGAAAAGGGAUUUUUUAUUUUUCUUCUUAUCGUCAUUCAAAAAAAGGAUCUGUGAGAUGAUUUUCUAGCCCUUGGACCUCUCCUUUUGACUCUCUCCAGUUGCCUUCCCAGCUCCAGAAGUGGUGCCCCAAACCCAAAAAACACUUCAGCAGAAGAUUCACCAGAGCCAACUGGAGGGAGAGGCCUCCCCAACUGGUCCCAGUGGUAUCAGAAGGAUGAAUUUCCUCCUGAGCUUGUUUUCCCUACUCUGAGUUGCCUCAAUGACUUGUUCUCAACUGUGCCUCUGAUAUCCCUAUGAUUUGGUGUGGCUGCUCUCAUCAACUGAAAAAUAUGUCCAUCCGAGGCCUGAAGAAGAAACAACCAAAGACUUUUAAAGUUAAAAUUAUAACAGUGGAUGCUGAGAUGGAGUUCAGCUGUGAGAUGAAGUGGAAGGGAAAGGAUUUGUUUGACCUGGUGUGCCGAGCCCUUGGUUUAAGGGAGACUUGGUUCUUUGGCUUGCAGUACACGAUUAAAGGAAUGUGCACCUGGUUAAAGAUGGACAAAAAGGUUUUAGAUCAAGAAAUCCCCAAAGAAGAUCCCAUUAGCUUUCAUUUUUUGGCUAAAUUCUAUCCAGAGAAGGUAGAAGAGGAACUUUUACAGGAAAUUACCCAGCAUUUAUUCUUCCUUCAGGUUAAGAAACAAAUCCUGGAUGAGGAGAUCUAUUGCUCACCAGAAGCUACAGUUUUACUGGCUUCUUAUGCUGUUCAGGCCAAGUAUGGUGACUAUGACCCAAAUUUCCACGAGCCAGGCUUUCUAGCCCAUGACGAGCUGUUACCCAAAAGGGUUCUCAGGCAGUACCAGCUGACAGCAGAGAUGUGGGAAGAGAAGAUCACUGCUUGGUAUGCUGAGCACAGGGGGAUUGCCAGGGAUGAAGCUGAGAUGAACUACCUGAAAAUUGCCCAAGACUUGGAAAUGUAUGGUGUCAAUUAUUUCCCAAUUGCUCAAAAUAAAAACCACACAGAUCUCCUGCUUGGAGUUGAUGCCAAAGGUAUUCAUAUCUACAGCAUUAAUAACAGGUUCUCUCCAAAUAAGUCCUUUGAGUGGAGCUCUAUCAGAAACAUUUCCUGUAGUGAGAAAGAGUUAACUAUUAAACCCCUUGACAAAAAAGCAGAAGUCUUCAAGUUCUUUUCCUCUCAGCUCAAAGUGAAUAAACUGAUUUUCCAGCUGUGCAUUGGAAACCACGACCUAUUUAUGAGGAGGAGAAAAGUGGACUCCAUAGAGAUCCAGCAAAUGAAAGCACAAGCCAGGGAAGAAAAAGCUAGGAAAAAGAUGGAGAACCAGAGGCUGGCCAGGGAGAAGCAGCUCCGAGAAGAAGCUGAGAGAGCCAAAGAAGAGCUGGAAAGGCGCCUCUUCCAGCUGGAAGAUGAAGCCAGGCAGGCCAACGAGGCCCUGCUCCGAUCCCAGGAAGCAGCAGAGCUGCUGGCUGAGAAGGCUCAGAUUGCAGAAGAAGAGGCCAAACUGCUGGCCCAGAACGCUGCAGAAGCUGAGCAGGAGCGCCAGAGGCUGGAGAUCACAGCUCUGAAAAGCAAGGAGGAGAAGCGGCUGAUGGAGCAGAAGAUGCGGGAGGCGGAGCUGAUCGCGGUGAAGCUGGUGAAGGAGUCUGACAGGAGAGCCAAGGAAGCAGAGCACCUGAAACAAGACCUGCACGAAGCCCGAGAGGCCGAACGCAAAGCGAAGCAGAAGCUCUUAGACAUAACCAGGCUUAAUUAUCCUCACAUGGCCAAGUACCCCCAGUACUCUCCAGGUGACAGCAGAGAUGCCAACUUUGACAAAGGAUCCAUAAAGCUGGAUUUGAAGGACAUUGACCUCAAGAGACUCUCCUUUGAGAUAGAGAGAGAGAGGCUGGACUACUUAGAAAAGAGCAGGAAAUUCGAAGAUCGACUGAAAGAACUGAAGUCUGAAAUUCAUGCUCUGAAACUGGAGGAAAAACAGGCUGGGCUUUACUGUCACUGGAAUGAAGUCCUGGGCUCCUUGGAUCGCUCCAUAGGAGCUGCCCCAUCUUGGAUGAAAACCUUUGAAACUGGGGAUUCGUUGGAUGUAAAUCUUCCAAGACCUUUCCCUGCUUACUUGUUAAACACUGCAAGCAGCUGGCCCUGUACCAACAAAAUUCAACACAUGGUGCCAGUGGAAAAGUCAUCUUCCCAAGGAAAUUCCUUGGCUGCCAACAGUGUGGGCACGGGAGCCAGAAAACAGAUGAUAAAGGUUCAGCAGCAUGACUCAGAUGUGAUCUACAUUUGAAGCCCCUCAUUUCCUUGCCAGCCUGGUGGGACUGGUGGCCUUUUUACCUCUGUGGGGACACGUGAGCAGCUCUGGCUGCUGCCAGGUGUGAGAGACAAGGCACUGUGGAUCCAGAGCUGCCAUCCAGCUCCCAGGCAGGUGACAUCAGCUGGGAAUGCCACAAGUGGUCCCCGGUGUGUCUGGGAGCAGUGCAAACCCAGAGGAAAUGUUGUUUACUACUUGUGCACUUUGGAAGGAACUCUUCACACUUUGCUAACCCUUCCUCUCCCAGGUGUUUCACACACUCACAGCUCUGCUGCUGGAGGAAGGAUAUGAGGCAGCAAGUGCCCAGGAGGUGUUUGGGAUGAGAAAACAGAACAUAAGCUUGGUGUUUAUCUCCACAACAGACUAAUUAUGUUUUUGGUCCAGUCCCUGGGACAUGACUCCCACAGAGCUGCUCGACGUUUUAGUGUUUGCCUGCCAAAUAUUUUCCUUCUCCUCCCCAAACAUUUCUUGGUUCACUUAAUUGAUUUGCAUUUCUCUGUGAGAAAUCUCAGCUUUUUAAUUCCAGAUGCAGAAGUGGACAUCUUCAAAUACCUCCCAUUCCUGGGGGAAUCCUUUGUUUGGAAUGCAAAGCUUCUGUUCUUCAAGUCCCUGACUAGAUCAAGCACUUUCUGCUCCAGCAAACUUUGCAUACAUUAACUGGCUUCCCACUUCUGUGCAACACAGCUCCCACAUUAGACAAAGACAAAAGAUGCUGUUGGUGCCUGCUAAAGUGGGACUUGUUUCUGGUGGAGAGGUGCAUGCAGCAAAGUGCCUGCCUCAUUAGUAAAACCCACUUGCAUUUCCCUGGUUUGUAUGUGUUUAAGUGUCUGCUUCUCCCUAAAUCUUCACUCUGAGGACUUCUGGGGAAGCAGACAACAUUCAGCUGCAGCUAAAGCAGGAACCCAGAUGAACUUGAGACAUGUGAUGUAGAAAUGAAUGGUCAUGUUGUUAAAUAUCUUGUUCUAAAAGCUAAGUUUAAAAAAAAUAGGUUCAAUAAAAAGCUUCAAUUUCCA
Corvus hawaiiensis (hawaiian crow) is the source of this 3823-nucleotide messenger RNA. Its product is annotated as merlin-like. Gene Ontology annotation, molecular function: actin binding; cell adhesion molecule binding. The transcript has 19 exons. Bases 804 to 2786 code for a protein of 660 amino acids. The record is from RefSeq and is a predicted model, not a curated record. Lineage: Eukaryota; Metazoa; Chordata; Aves; Passeriformes; Corvidae. Gene Ontology annotation, biological process: positive regulation of early endosome to late endosome transport; regulation of gliogenesis; positive regulation of protein localization to early endosome. Gene Ontology annotation, cellular component: filopodium; cytoskeleton; plasma membrane.